AUGAAGGUCAUUAUUAUUGGCGCUGGCCUUGGUGGUCUUACCGCCGCUUACGCCUUGGCUAAAAGCGGACACGACGUGCAAGUCCUUGAGCGCAGCUCCAAGCUCAACCCUACAGGAGGCGGCAUCAGCAUCCGGCCGAGCGCAAGCAAGGUCAUCCAAAGCUGGGGUCUUCAGCAGACCUUGGAGCAAAUCAGCGACAGAUCGCCAUACGUGAGCUAUCGCGAGCUCAACACCGGAGAGGUCCGAACCACCGUCGUCGAUGACCCCAAACAUGCCGACUGGGGCACCACCAGGCGGGCCAUGGUCAAGUUUCUGUACAAAUUUGCAACCGAUGCUGGAGCCCGCGUUCGCCUAGGCGCAGCCGUGACUCGAGUUUCCGACGACGCGACUCGAGCUUCUGUGACGCUGGAAGGCGGAGAGGAGCUAUCCGCCGAUCUGGUCGUGGGUGCGGAUGGCAUCAAGUCAUAUACUCGUCGAAGCGUCUUGUCAGACCUUGGCUCUCCCGAGCAAUGGGAGCCCAUUGUCGACCACACGACGUUCUACGGCUUCAGCGUGGCAGCAACCGAUUUGGCCAGCGACCCCAGCUCGACGAAGCUGACGGAGAACACAAACAUCAACACCUGGAAGGGCGAAGGCGGCUUCGUAGUGACUCGCUAUAGCGCUAAAUUUAAUCGCGUGGGCCUCCUGUUUGCCAUCCAGGGAGAAACUGACCAGAAGGGCCUCUGGGACGAGAACGGCGACAUCGAGCAUGUGCGUCGCUUCUUUUCCUCGUCGUGCAGCGACAUGAUCAAGGCCUUGAAACUCGCCGACGCCUGCGAUCGCUGGAGAGUUGCCGAGGUGCCGAAUCUCCCUCGCUGGUCGAGCAAGGCUGGCCGAGUCGUGCUGCUGGGCGAUGCCGCCCACGCAAUGCAUCCCAACGCCGCUCAGGGGUACUCGACCAUCAUCGAAGAUAUUGGCGUUCUGCAGCUCCUCUUGUCUAGGUCUGCAGAAGCCACGGUGCCGGAGGUGGUCAAUGUCUGGCAGGCGAUUUGCAAGCCCAGAGCAGAGCGAGUCAAGGAGUUCUCGCGGUGGAACACCAAGCAUCUGUCUGGAAGGACUGAGCAUGCCAUUGGCGUUUCUCACGCAGACAGCGUGCUUGAUGGGGUUGUACCGGAUGGAGAUGCGGAGUUUAGCAGCCUGGAAUUUUGGAAGUGGAAUGUCGAGUAUGAUGCUCUUGCUGAGGCAAAGAAGUAUCUUGAAAAGAACAAGAGCCUCUCAAAACUAUAA
Messenger RNA from Trichoderma gamsii, 1266 nucleotides. RefSeq lists its product as hypothetical. The record is from RefSeq and is a predicted model, not a curated record. Bases 1 to 1266 code for a protein of 421 amino acids. The transcript is spliced from 2 exons. Gene Ontology annotation, biological process: secondary metabolite biosynthetic process. Gene Ontology annotation, molecular function: monooxygenase activity; FAD binding. Lineage: Eukaryota; Fungi; Ascomycota; Sordariomycetes; Hypocreales; Hypocreaceae.